Zingiber officinale is the source of this 1323-nucleotide messenger RNA. RefSeq names its product beta-glucosidase 26-like. Lineage: Eukaryota; Viridiplantae; Streptophyta; Magnoliopsida; Zingiberales; Zingiberaceae. The transcript has 12 exons. The record is from RefSeq and is a predicted model, not a curated record. Gene Ontology annotation, molecular function: beta-glucosidase activity. Gene Ontology annotation, biological process: carbohydrate metabolic process. Bases 1 to 1323 code for a protein of 440 amino acids.
AUGGCCCGGGACCAUAUUGAACUGUCUGAGAGCGAGAGCGAGUCAGAAGUCGAGUCCGAUCGAAGCCACGGAUCCAUAUCUGUUUCCGAAUGGCCUGACCCCGCUCUAAAUCUAAGUCGUGAUGUCUUCCUUUAUGGCUUUGUAUUUGGCACUGCUGCAUCUGCUUAUCAAGUUGAGGGAGAGGCACUCAAGGGUGGUCGAGGACCUAGCAUUUGGGAUGCAUUUGUAAAAAUUCCAGGUCUCAUUCCAAAUAACGCAACGGGUGAUAUAACAGACUAUGAGUAUCAUCAUUAUAAGGAAGAUAUUGACAUCAUGAAGGAGCACAAUUUUGAUGCUUAUAGAUUCUCGAUCUCUUGGAGUAGAAUUUUUCCAAAUGGAACUGGAGCCAUUAAUUGGGAAGGUGUUGAUUAUUAUGAUAGGCUAAUUGACAAUUUAAUACUAAAAGGUAUUAUUCCAUAUGUCAAUCUCUAUCACUACAAUCUUCCAUUGGCACUCCAAAAUGAGUACUUGGGUUGGUUGAGUCCUAAGAUAGUAGUGAAAAAUUGGUUCACAUUCAAUGAGCCAAGGGUGGUGGCAGCUUUAGGUUAUGAUACUGGUUCUCAAGCCCCUGGAAGAGCUACUGGUAGCAAAUUUGGAGGAAACUCAUCUAUAGAGCCUUAUAUUGUGGCUCAUAAUCUUAUCUUAUCUCAUGCUGUAGCAAGCAACAAGGAAAAAUUGGAUUUUUUUUUGGAUUUUGCUUGGUAUAAGCCUCACACUUACUCUGACAAUGAUAAAGCUGCUGCUCAAAGAGCUAAAGAUUUUCAUUUGAGAUGGUUCAUUCACCCUCUAACAUAUGGAUACUAUCCUCAAUCCAUUCAAGACAUUGUUAAAGAAAUAUUGCCAAAAUUUACUAACAAUGAAGUGGAGCUAGUUAGAGAUGAUCGAAAUGGGGUACCAAUUGGACCAAGGGCUGAUUCAUAUUGGCUCUACAUAGUUUCGUGGGGAUUGUAUAAGGCAGUGACAUAUGUUAAGGAAAACUAUGGCAAUCCAAUUGUUUUUCUAUCUGAAAAUGGCAUGGAUCAAACGGGCAAUGUCACACUUCCAAAAGGUUUGCAAGAUACUCAAAGGAGACAUUUUUAUCAUAACUACAUUACUGAACUAAAGAGAGCUAUAGAUGAUGGUGCUUCAGUGAUUGGGUACUUUGCAUGGUCUCUUCUUGAUAACUUUGAAUGGAGAUUAGGAUACACAUCAAGGUUUGAUAUUGUCUAUGUUGACUUUAAGAAUAAUAAGCGCUUCCCGAAGGAAUUAGCUCGUUGGUUCAAGAAGAUUCUCCAGAGGAGUUAA